Scomber japonicus (chub mackerel) is the source of this 7296-nucleotide messenger RNA. RefSeq names its product SH3 and multiple ankyrin repeat domains protein 1-like. Lineage: Eukaryota; Metazoa; Chordata; Actinopteri; Scombriformes; Scombridae. The record is from RefSeq and is a predicted model, not a curated record. Bases 1 to 7074 code for a protein of 2357 amino acids. Gene Ontology annotation, molecular function: synaptic receptor adaptor activity; ionotropic glutamate receptor binding. The transcript has 27 exons. Gene Ontology annotation, cellular component: postsynaptic membrane; postsynaptic density; dendritic spine.
AUGCUGGGAAAUAACGAGCACUUUUAUCCCGGUCAGGAUGACAAAGAUGGGGAGGAUGAAGAGGAGGAAGAGGAGCAGGGCAGAGAAAACAGAAAAGGGGAAGAUGGACCUGACAUGGAGAAUGGAGGGUUAGAAGGUCUGGAGGAGAGGGAAAUGACGGGAGGACGACAGUCAUGGGAAGGGAAAGGCGGUGAGGUGGUGAAACCAGCAGCCAUUGUGGUCGGUAGACAGAGAGCAGACCGGCCACUGAGGCCGGGCAACCUUGGCAACCGGGGUAUUGCUACCAUGUCUAAUCAAGCCCAACUACAUCAUCAAGCAGCCAAUAAGCAUCUUAUUGGGGCCAAUCAGCAGACUCAUUACACAGGCCUGAAUGCGCUGCAGAAGAGACGAGCUCUCAUGGAACGCAGCAUGACCACAGUGGCUCCACUGGAGGACACUUACCUGAGCAUGAUGGUGUUCCGCAUUGGGAUCCCUGACAUCAAACAAACAAGGUGUGUCCAGUUUGACCCGGACUGCACGGUCUGGAACGCGAAGCAACAGAUCAUCUGCUCCCUCAGCGAGUCGUUGUGGGAUGUCUUUAACUAUGGCCUCUUCCAGCCGGCUGGAGAUGGACGGGAUGCCAAGUUCCUGGAGGAGGAGCGGGCCCUGCGAGACUACUCACAGUCCUUUGAGAAAGGGGUGCCUUACCUGGAGUUUAGGUACAAAACCAGAGUUUAUAAACAGACAAAUCUCGACGAGAAGGCUCUCGCCAAACUCAGCACAAAGGCCAGUCUGAAGAAGUUCCUGGAUUACAUUCAGACUGGAGCAGUAGAGAAAAUGGUAAAAGUCCUCGAUAAAGGUCUUGAUCCAAAUUUUCAUGACCCUGACACCGGAGAGAGCCCCCUCACUGUGGCUGCGCAGUCAGGCCUGGCGGUGGAGGGCAUCAGGGUGCUGGUUCAGGGCGGCGCUCAUUUGGACUUCAGAAGCAGAGAUGGCCUGACAGCGGUGCACAAAGCUGUCAGGGUUCACAAUCACACUGGGCUGUUGGCUCUGUUGUCACUGGGAGCGUCUCCAGACUACAAAGACCGCUGUGCUCUGACCCCGCUGUACCAUACUGUACUGGCAGGGGGCGACACUUCCUGCUGCGAGACCUUGCUGUACUACAGGGCAAGGCUGGGCACAAGGGACGAGAAUGGCUGGGACGAGUCUCAUCAGCACAGGGAUGAAGAGGAGUUUGGAAUGGAAGAGAUACAUAAGGCUUGCCAGAAUGGCUUUGCCCAGCACUUGGAGCAUCUUCUCUUUUAUGGGGCAGACACCGCUUCUCAAAAUGCCUCAGGGAACACUGCACUUCACAUUUCUGCGCUGUACAACAAAGAAAGCUGUGUCCGUGUUCUUCUGUACAGGGGAGCAAAUAAGGAGGCGAAGAACAAGCAUGGUCAGACCCCUUUUCAGCUAGCUGUAUUAUCUGGUAACUUUGAACUUGGAGAAAUCAUCAAAAACCACAAAGAUACUGACAUAGUGCCCUUUUUGGAAUCACCAAAGUAUGUUCCCAAGCGAAAAGAGAGCUCCCACACCCUGCCUCUCCCCUCGCUCCAUUCCCACCCCCUACUGCGCGCUAACAGUGAUAACACCAUGACACAGUCUGACCCUCUGGCUAUGCCCAACAAGGCUGCAACCAAUCCCAACCCGGGACAGGGCCAGCGCAGAGCCUCCAUUGGCAUGAGAAGCUCCAGCAGCCCCAGAACUCGUACUCGUUCCCCAUCAAGAGGGAGAGGAGGUCAGAGUGACACAGAGGAGAGGCACCGGCAGCCACGAGGCAGACAGGGUGCGACCUCAGCAGGCAGCGGGGGAGGUCAGAUGAAGCGUAUGUACAGUGCAGUGCCAGGUCGGGUGUAUAUAGCCACACGUGCCCAUUCUGCUAUGGGAGACAGAGAGCUCUCACUCAACAAAGGGGACAAAGUUAAAGUGUUAAGUGUAGGAGAGGGGGGAUACUGGGAGGGAACAGUAAAAGGUCGCACUGGCUGGUUUCCUUCAGAAUGUGUGGAGGAGGUGGCAGCUCCCAAUCGAGCAGAGACGCGCAGUGAGAAAGCCAAGAGGAAGCUUUUCCGUAACGUCACUGUGGGAGCCUACGAUGGUACUGAUGGCCCAAGUGACUACAUCAUUAAGGAGAAGACAGUGCUCCUACAGAAGAAAGACAAUGAGGGCUUUGGCUUUGUGCUUAGGGGAGCCAAAGCUCAAACUCCCAUAGAGGAGUUCACUCCGACGCCAGCCUUCCCCGCUUUGCAGUACCUGGAGUCUGUUGAUGAGGGGGGUGUGGCGUGGAGGGCGGGCCUGAGGAUGGGGGAUUUCCUCAUCGAGGUGAACGGCCAGAAUGUAGUGAAGGUUGGCCACCGGCAGGUGGUCAACAUGAUCCGACAGGGUGGCAACAGUCUCAUGGUGAAAGUUGUGAUGGUUGCUCGAAACCCUGAACUGGAGGACACUGCUCGGAAGAAAGCACCGCAGCAGACUAAAAGACUGACUCCUCCUGCCAUUGCCCUGCGAUCCAAGUCAAUGACAUCAGAGCUGGAAGACAUGGUGGACAAAGCUGCCUCUCCAUGGAAAAAGAAAGCAGAAUAUGAGUCCUCUCAGGGUCCUGAUAAGAAAAGGACAGUCUAUCAGAUGGCACUAAAUAAACUGGAUGAAAUCUUGGCUGCUGCCCAACACACUAUUACAUCAGACAACCAGGGCCAGAGAGGUCAUGGAGGCAAGAGGGACCGGAGCAAGAGUAUUGUUCCCAGUGUCUCCAAUGAGCCAACCUAUGAGCAACAAACAUCAGUGAAUAUGGUGCAGCCCGGACCAGGUUUUACCUACAACCAAGCUCAUUUUCAACCAGGCCACGGUCCUCAGCAUGCAGUCAUGAUGCGUCAAAAAUCUAUUGGUGUAACAGAGGAGGAGAGGCAGUACCUUCACCCACCUGCUAUGAAGCUGGCUCGUAGCCUGUCAGUGCCAGGACCAGAAGAAAUCCCCCCACCCCCUAACACAUCCGCCCCAGAACCGCCUUUAUCUGCGGGUCCUCAUCCUGGAAGAGGGCCUGCUAUGCCCAUACCCCCUGUAACUCAAGCCCAUUACCAGCUUCACUCCCAACCAGGGCAUCCUACUCAAGCAGGCUGGGAGAGGGGCGGACCUGGUGGGAUGAACCAGCAGGUCAUGGUCCCCACCCUCCGCAGACAAUCGGAUGGACUUUGCAUCAGGGAGACAGAGACACCCAGGAGAGGUGGUGGUAAAAUGGGAGCGUUAAGGAGAGGUUACAGCAGCGCUACGCCACCUACAAGUGCUAAGCCUAAGGCCCAACCGGCGCCGCCGCAUCAUCCACAUAUGGCCACGCGGGAGCAGGGAGGUGGGGUUGGCAGGGGGGCAACCAAGAGGGGCGGUCGGGGAGCUCUAAUGAAACAGUCUAAAGUAGAAGAUGGGUUGCGACAGCACAGAGGAAAGGGGGGUGCAGCCAAAGACAAGAGCUCCAUCCCCAUCCCCACCAUCAUUGUCAAAGCGCCCUCCACCAGCAGCAGUGGGCGAAGCAGUCAGGGUAGCAGCAUGGAGGCUGAGCCUCCGCAAGAUGCAGAGGACCAAACCUCUGCAGAUGCAACCCAAGACAGCUCCAAUGCCAGUCUACCUUCACCACUCACUCCCUUGCCACCUCAGCCACCCACCUCCACCUCCUUGCCUUCAUCAACUGUUGCCACUUCGGUUUCCUCACAGCAGAACCUGGAAAACUUUGACUACACUUCGACAUUCGGUACAGCCUUAGGAGGAGGAGGGGCACGCAGGGAAAGGGAACGUUUCCGAGAUAUGAGAAGAAAGAGUGCUUCUUUCUACCUCUCAUCUGAGGAGGACAUCCAAGGUGAGGCAGGCGGAGGAGCAGGGGAGGCAGGGGGAGCUCUAAGUACAAGAAUUCAGCCUUUACAGGGUUCACAAAUGGAAGUACCUACCCCUCGACUCAGACCCUCCAAGUCUAUAGAUGAGGGCAUGUUUUCUGGAGACAACUAUGUCAACUAUUCCAGCAGCAUGCCACCAGCCUUUGGCCUGCCUGAGUAUUCUUCCCCUGUCCUUGGCCAAGAUGGCCAACCCAAGUCAGCUCCAUCAAUGUUCGGCUCCCAGCCAGCUACUACCUUCAUCCACCCACUUACAGGGAAGGUUCUAGAUCCCUCAUCCCCACUUGGCCUGGCCCUAGCUGCCAGAGAGAGGGCCUUAAAGGAUGAUCGCAGAACACGCCGAGAGGAGAGACACUUUGGUCGUCAGCUGUCCACAGUAGGAGCGUUCCCCACUCCUGUUCAAACUCCAACUCCUUCCCUUUUUGCAACCCCCACACAAUCAGCCUACACUUCCCCAGUCCCCCUCCACCUAAGCUCCCCCACUGCCACCACCUCGCCUGCACCUAUGAGCCGGCCACAGUCACCUAGGAUAUUACGUUUGGGAGGAGGCGGGGAGAGGAUGGAGAGAGAAAAGGAGGGAGGACCCAGGGAGGGUCUUCGAGUUCGUUUCUCAGAGGAUAGAAACAGUCAGUAUUCAGCCCAGUAUUACCCACAAAGCCCCAGAGAGAGAGAUAGAGAAAAGGAGACGUACGACAGCAGAUCCGCUCCACCCAUACAGCCUCCUCCACCACCAGCUCAGCCUGCACCCCGCAGACCUUCCUUUCUGCAGAUGGAUAGCACCCCCAACAGCAGCUACAUCCCUCAGUACACUGUCCCCACGGCACCAGUGCAGGCACAUGAAGCUAUGGCAGAGGCAAGAGUCGGGGGUGGCGGAGGUCUAGGAUUGAUGGUUCUCCCUCCACCAGCUCCCUCAAUAGACGCAGAUGAUGAGUUUGUCUUCGCGGAUCCUUUGCCACCUCCUUUACAGUUUGCCAAUGGUAAGAACGAGAUAGGCAAGGAGUUUCACCAGCAGCAUCAACACCCAAGUCAACAAUCUGCUGCUGUUGCACCACCUCCUCCACCCCCUCUUCCAUCUCCCAAGCCCUCAAACGCCCCCCAACAAUCUUCGCAAGGUGGUGACUCUGCUGCUUCCAGCCUUACCUCCUAUGACAGUGAGGUAGCUAACCUCACACAGUCAGCUUUCUCUCCAUCUUUUCAGUCCCCACAGAUAUUUCCCCCUUCAUCCACCACCACCAUGACCUCUGCCGCUGCCGUGCCUGCUACGUCACUACACAGACCCCAACCCAUGUCCCAUUCUCACUCCUAUUACAGCAGCACUAACGAACCAAUGGUGGGUGGUCACAUCAUGACCCAGGACAGAGGCACAGCUGCCCUCACCACCACCAUGUCAUAUGCUACCACUACCAUGACGGCCACCGCCGCCGCCUCCACCACCACAACCUCUCCAGCAUCGUCUGACUACAACAUGACCAUGGCUGGGCCCAAGGCUGGCUUCAGUACAGGGAGCAAAGCUGCUGACUACACCCAUCACACUACUAUUAUACCCAAGAGCGGAGACUGGCAAGAUACUGUGGUGGAUUCUGGGAUUGAGGAGCUGGACAGUCACAGCAGUAGCGACCACCAUUUAGAAAUGCUGGGAUUGACAGGGCUGAGAGGAGAGAGGGGAGGGAUUGGAGGAGACGGACGAGGAGGAGAGGGAGAGAAAGGAGAUGAGCAUCAGGAUCCUUGCACAACCUACUCAGGUGGGCAAACAUUUGAGGUGCACAGCGCUAAACUGGCCAACCCUGUGUUUCCAAAGAUGACUCAUUACAAGGAGGGGGGAGGGAGAGUCCAGCCUGUAGCACUACGUAGGCAGAACAGCACCAACCCUGCUCCAUUGCAGUUGCAGAGACAAAGCAACCCAGAAGAUUCAAUGUUAGACGGAGCUUUUGUAGAUGAACGGAAGCGUAAACUGAGCCGAUCCAAAAUGGAGGACAACUUUAGCUCCACCCUAGCUGCCUGCUUAGAAAGGCCCAUGGACACCCGGUCGGUGGGCUGGAGUGAGGUUCUGGAGCAUGAGGAAGGCGGGGACGCAGUCCAGAGAGGUAGUAUUGCUUUGGAUGGGCGUAGGCUUAAUUCACCCCUUUCUGGUGUGAAGGCCAGCAUCAUCAAUGAGUUAAGCUCCAAGCUGCAACAGAUGGGUAGCAUGAAGAGCAUGGACGACUGGAGCCACACGCCCCAAUCACCCACCAUGCACAGGUGCUCAGCAGAUUUUACCGAUGCUUUUCACAGCCCCCCCAGUGGCCGCUCCACCUCGCCCUUACCCACCUCCUCCCCGCAGCACCGUCAGAUCCUCACACCCAAUCUGACAGCCACCCCUUCGGUCUCCCCUUCCCCUCAAGUUCCAGUUCAGCGCAAUUGGACCCGCUCCCCUUCUCCACAGAUGCCUACCUCCCCGGUUCACUCACACCCUCCCCAUUCACCAACCUACUGUCCAUACCCCACAUCACCAAAGCAUCGGUCAAAGAUGCGCAGACAGACUUUUGAUUUCCAGUGCAGCCCCACUAAAGAGAUGCGGUCUUCAGUCUCCCGGCGCCGUGCUCCCAGCCCUCUUAUCUAUAAAACUGAACAACCAAACCCCACCCCUCCCAGACCCUCCUCCCUCCCAAUCCUUCCUAGUACACCUGUAUACAAUAACCCCUUUGAGUUCCCUGGGCCCCUCACUCCUCCUUCUCCUGGCCUCCCUCUAGGAGACACCUACAAGACUUCAACACCUCCACUGUUCUCUCCAUCUGGUGUGCCAGGUCCAAACCCUCUACUCGUGUCCCGCUCUCUCUCCCCCACCCAUUUUCUCUCUGGAGCCACCUCCCCCAUGCACUUGCCCCCUAGCCCAUCCUGCCUCAACUAUCCCCAACUCACCCCUCCUCCGCCAGCCAAACCCUUUGCCGUCAAGCCUCUACCCUAUUGGACCAAGUACGACGUGGCUGACUGGCUGGCUUACUUAAAUCUGGGUGAACACAGAGAGCGUUUUAUAGACAAUGAAAUAGAUGGAUCUCAUCUGCCUUCACUUACCAAGGAUGACUUCUUGGACCUGGGAGUGACACGUGUGGGACAUCGAAUGAACAUCGAGAGGGCGCUGAAGAAACUCACUGACAGGCCGCUCUCCUCUCCUUUGCAUGUCACUACUUCUCCCCGAGACACAGACUGAGAGAGUGAUGGGGUGAUUCAAAGAUGAAAGAAAGGGGAGAGAAACAAAUUGACAAAGAUGAACAAUAACAGAAGAUGUGGAAGAGAAGAACAGUGGACAUCAACAGGUUGUGUUGAACUAAGACUAAGGGCUGGACAUGUGGGAAAAUAGUUGUCUUGAAAAUUUGUAAAUGUAGAGAAUAUUGUUGAAAUUUGUGAAAUGACUACUGGUGAAGAAACAGAG